Messenger RNA from Egretta garzetta (little egret), 502 nucleotides. RefSeq names its product ribosomal protein L12 (gene RPL12). Gene Ontology annotation, biological process: translation. NCBI's taxonomy places the organism in Eukaryota, Metazoa, Chordata, Aves, Pelecaniformes, Ardeidae. The transcript is spliced from 6 exons. The annotation marks the transcript as partial. Gene Ontology annotation, cellular component: ribosome; cytosolic large ribosomal subunit. Gene Ontology annotation, molecular function: structural constituent of ribosome; large ribosomal subunit rRNA binding. The record is from RefSeq and is a predicted model, not a curated record.
CCCUCGGCGCUGUCUCCCAAGAAGGUCGGUGAUGACAUUGCCAAGGCCACGGGCGACUGGAAGGGGCUGAGGAUCACGGUGAAGCUCACCAUCCAGAACAGGCAAGCCCAGAUUGAGGUUGUUCCUUCUGCCUCUGCUCUGAUUAUCAAAGCUCUGAAGGAGCCCCCUCGUGACAGAAAGAAGCAGAAAAACAUUAAGCACAGUGGCAGCGUCACCUUUGAUGAGAUCGUGAACAUUGCGCGGCAGAUGCGGCACAGAUCCCUGGCUCGAGAGCUCUCGGGGACGAUCAAGGAGAUUCUUGGAACUGCCCAGUCUGUGGGCUGUAGCAUCGAUGGCAGGCACCCGCAUGAUAUCAUUGAUGACAUCAAUAACGGUGCUAUUGAGUGCCCAGCUAGCUAAGACUGCAGAAAAGAAGUUGCCCUAUGAAGGCUCCUGAAGUUUUUUGUAGCACCUUAAAUAGUUAAUAAAGACUCCGUGGUCUGCAGACAGUGCUGCUGGCUGA